Microtus oregoni (creeping vole) is the source of this 2365-nucleotide messenger RNA. RefSeq names its product sprouty RTK signaling antagonist 4 (gene Spry4). The record is from RefSeq and is a predicted model, not a curated record. Lineage: Eukaryota; Metazoa; Chordata; Mammalia; Rodentia; Cricetidae. Gene Ontology annotation, biological process: negative regulation of MAP kinase activity; animal organ development; negative regulation of Ras protein signal transduction. Bases 303 to 1205 code for a protein of 300 amino acids. Gene Ontology annotation, cellular component: membrane; cytosol. The transcript has 2 exons.
UCGCGGGCGGCGCGCGUGCGCAGUGGAGCUCUCUGCCCUCCCAUUCAUAAAAAAGCCAUUUUCCCAGGCAAGGGUUGCAACAUCGCCGCCGAGGCAGCGAGCUGAGCUGACAGCGGCGGAGCUUGCGCUGCAGGACUCAAGGAGCCUUACCGGCUCCUCUGACUGGCGUCUGCGAGUACAACAGCGACUGACCCAUUUGGGUUCGGGGAUUUACACAGACGUGGAGCGAUGCUUGUGACUCUACAGCUCCUCAAAGGCCCCUAGAAGCCUGUCCAUUGGUGCAGUCCAGGACCGUCAGCCUCAUGGAGCGCCCGGUCCCACAGAGUACUGUCCCUUUGACUCCCAGCUCCGCCAUGGUGCAGCCUCUCCUCGACAGCCGAGUGCCCCACAGCCGGCUCCAACACCCACUUACCAUCUUACCCAUCGACCAGAUGAAGACCAGUCACGUGGAGAAUGACUACAUAGACAACCCUAGCCUGGCCCCCACCUUGGGUCCCAAGCGGACCCGGGGUGGGGUCCCAGAGCUGGCCCCUACACCUGCCCGCUGUGACCAGGAUGUCACUCACCACUGGAUCUCCUUCAGCGGUCGACCCAGCUCUGUCAGCAGUAGCAGCAGCACCUCCUCAGACCAGAGGCUCCUCGACCAUAUGGCUCCACCACCAGUAGCUGAGCAGGCUUCACCCAGGGCCGUGCGCCUCCAGCCCAAGGUGGUCCACUGUAAGCCGCUGGACCUCAAGGGCCCAGCAGCUCCGCCAGAGCUAGACAAGCACUUCUUGCUGUGUGAGGCCUGUGGGAAGUGUAAAUGCAAGGAAUGUGCGGCCCCUCGGACGUUGCCCUCCUGCUGGGUCUGCAACCAGGAGUGCCUGUGCUCGGCCCAGACCCUGGUCAACUAUGGUACAUGUAUGUGCUUGGUGCAGGGCAUCUUCUACCACUGCACCAAUGAGGAUGAUGAGGGCUCCUGCGCUGACCAUCCCUGCUCCUGCUCCCGCUCCAACUGCUGCGCCCGCUGGUCCUUCAUGGGUGCCCUCUCUCUGGUGCUGCCGUGUCUGCUGUGCUACCUGCCGGCCACAGGCUGUGUCAAGCUGGCCCAGCGCGGCUAUGACCGUCUGAGACGCCCUGGUUGCCGCUGCAAGCACACGAACAGCGUCAUCUGCAAGGCAGCCAGUGGCGACACCAAGGUCAGCAGGUCUGACAAGCCUUUCUGACACUUUGGAUGAAAACUCGGCACUGCCCUUGGAAACAUGGUCCCUCCUGCCAGUCUCCUGAGGCUGACCGUACUCAUCUGUCCUCUCCUAAACUCUAGAUUGAGAACAAACAGGCAGAGACCACUACCACCCAGCCUGGAGUCCCCAGAAGGAUGAAGAUGUACUCUGGGGUUUUCGUGUUCUUGAAACUUUCAUGUCAAGCAACAGUGACAGCAUCGGGGUGUGGUGGUUUGGGAUGUGAUUUCUUCCCAUUUCAGAAGAUGUGGACACAAUCUGGAAGUUUGGCCCCUUGAUGGCCUUCCCAGCCCCUCAGUCUCUCCCUUCCACUUUGUCAUUGUCUCUGGCUCCUGCUGGAGCCUCCUAGCUGGGAGGAACAGCUCACGGAAAGUGGGAUUCCUCAAGGAAGACCCUCAGAGCCUUGACUUCUACCUUUCCUUCCUCUGUCCGUGCCUGUCGGCCUUGGCCUCUUGGGAAGGUGCACCGUAGCAAUUCCUGCUGUAUGUACUUGACAGUUGAGAACAGAAUCACCCUGGAGCAGCAGGAGCCGCUGGGCAGUGUGUUCCUCCUAGCUUCAGUCACUAACUUGGGGGUGUCCACUCAUCACACCGUCCUCUGCUUCUUAACUGAGUCACAGACUGGCCUGCCUGCUCUGUGUCCCGAGCUCUCUCUACUCAGAUUCUUUGCAGAAACUCACUGAGUUAAGAGGGCCCUGGGUGACGCAAGUGAGACCAAAUAUCAUUUUGCCAAUGAGUCUGAGGCUGUGGUCUCUGGAUCCAGUCACGAUGUUUUUAUAUGUUUAAUUAAACUAGAUGCUAAUGGUGUUUAAACAAUAAUAAUACAACAACUUGCUUCUUUUUGGGCCACCCCCAGGAAGGGCUGAUUUAAAAUCUGGGGGCAAACAACCUCAAGGAGCAUAAUUCCCCUGCCCGUCAGGAAUGGCAGAGAAGAGGCCGCACCUCCCAUUGGCAGAAUGACAGUUGAGCCGAGCUGGGUUUGGGUUUUCUUCUGAUUCUGCUGCUUGCUGUCAUAGCCUUUGUGUAUAGUGAUGUGUCUGUCUUUAAUGUAAAUAGAGAGAGGAUGAACAGAGUCUAUUUUAGUGUUAGGAGGCCCUGGUGGGGAAGUCAGAGGAGCCCAGAGUGGGUGGGGAGCAGUUCUCUGGA